UUUCUUCUUUCUCCUACAAAAUGAGGAUGUGCUAGAGAAUCUAUUCAUCUCUCUCGUCAAGGUCUCGGUGAUGUCAACGGGAGAAUUCGAUUUCAGCAAUUUAUUCGUGGCAUUGCCGACAGACCAAACGCCUGUCGAAACGCCUCAAAUGCUGUUGGUCCGCAUAGUUAGCUUUAUCGUCUUCGUGCUUUUCAUGGUGACAAUCACGAUUUUGUUCAUGAAUCUGUACACAGGCGUGGCCGUUGACGACGUUGCCGAAAUCAAGGAAGAGGCCACGGUUAACAAGUUGUCAAUGCAGUUGGAUUCGAUACUCAUGCAAGGCAUCAUAUACGAGAAGUUGAUGCGAAACGCCAAAUACAAGAUCAUUGUUGACUUUGCAAAAGACAAAAGUUCAACGAAAAUUGAGGACAAAAACGCUCAACCAAAACGAAUAAAUCUAUACUCAAAUCCAAGUGACGAAUGGGAGGAAUUGUUGCGGAAACGGGACGAAUCGACGAAUCGUUCUAUGGAAACAAGAAUGACCGAAAUGGCUGCUCAUUUGUUAGAGAUGACAAGAAUGCUUAAAGCAAUCCAAGCAAGUCAGCAAGCAAGCCCAGCAGUUCAGCAAGCAAGCCAAGCAGGUCAGCAAGGAAGCCAAGCAGAACGAUCAUCU
This is a messenger RNA of Mesorhabditis belari, 652 nucleotides long. Lineage: Eukaryota; Metazoa; Nematoda; Chromadorea; Rhabditida; Rhabditidae. The record is from the annotation of a GenBank genome assembly.